Zingiber officinale is the source of this 1911-nucleotide messenger RNA. RefSeq names its product probable N-acetyltransferase HLS1. The transcript has 2 exons. NCBI's taxonomy places the organism in Eukaryota, Viridiplantae, Streptophyta, Magnoliopsida, Zingiberales, Zingiberaceae. Bases 232 to 1587 code for a protein of 451 amino acids. Gene Ontology annotation, molecular function: acyltransferase activity, transferring groups other than amino-acyl groups. The record is from RefSeq and is a predicted model, not a curated record.
CACCGCCGCCAUUUUCAUUCUCGACGUCAGUCAUUACUUCUCCUCCCUUGGCCUAUAAAUGGGAUAAAUGGCGACCGAUGGAGAUGCCGUAACACACGGUUUGCAAGCUCACCUCACUCUCACCUACGUGCGUUACCCAUCCCUUCUUGUUCUCUUCCUUCACCUCCCGCAGACGACAAAAAAUUUCAGCUUUGGAUUACGUAUCCAGCAGAGGAACCCCGCUCUGUCGAGAUGGUGGUGGUGGUGGCGCCGGAGGAGGAGGAGGAGAGAGCCGCAGGACUGGCGGUGAUGAUCAGAGAGUAUGAGGCAGGGCGCGACCGGGAAGCGGUGGAGAACUUAGAGCGGAUGUGCGAGGUCGGGCCAAGCGGCGCCGACAGUAGCGGCAUGUCCCUCUUCACCGACCUCCUCGGCGACCCUCUCUGCCGCGUCCGACACUCGCCGAACUUUCUCAUGCUCGUCCGUCCUUCCCCUUCUUCUGUUUCCCCUGUUUUGCUCGUGUUUGUGAUCGAGUUGCAUUGGUCUGUACAGGUGGCGGAGAUUGCGAUUGGGCCGGAGAGCAGAGAAAUAGUUGGCGUCAUCCGCGGUUGCGUCAAAUUUGUAACUUGCGGAACCAAGAAACCUCGUCGCGCCGCUGACGAUCUCGACGGCGCUUCCCCUGUUUCCAUUUAUGCUAAGGUCGCCUACCUCCUAGGCCUCCGUGUCUCCCCCUUUCACCGGCGAAAGGGGAUUGGGUUGAAAUUGGUGCAGAGAAUGGAAGAAUGGUGCAAGGAGAAAGGUGCGGAAUACGCGUACAUGGCGACGGAAAAGGACAACGAGCCGUCGAUCCAGUUAUUCACGGGGCGGUGCGGGUAUUCCAAGUUCCGCACACCGGCAAUCCUUGUGCAACCCGUUUUCGCGCACCGCCUCCCACUCCCCGGCGCCUCCGUCGUCCUCCCCCUCCCCACCGCCGACGCGGAAGCGCUCUAUCGCCGCCGGUUCGCUGGCAUCGAGUUCUUCCCUCGCGACAUCGACGCCGUGCUCCGUAAUCCUCUUUCUCUCGGCACCUUCCUGGCCGUUCCCGGCGGCUGCGCUGCCGCCGCGAGGUGGCAGGGCGUGGAGGCUUUCCUCGCAGCCCCGCCGCCGGCGUGGGCGGUGGCGAGCGUGUGGAACUCCAAGGCACUAUUCCGGCUGGAGGUACGUGGGGCGGCGAGGUGGCGACGGGCGCUUGCGCAGGCGACCCGCACCAUUGACCGGGCCCUACCCUGGCUCCGCAUCCCGUCCGUGCCGGACCUCUUUUCCCCCUUCGGGCUCUACCUCGUCUACGGCCUCGCCGGCGAUGGCUCCGCGGCGCCAUCACUGACGCGGGCACUCUUCCAUCACGCGCACAACAUGGCACGCGCCGACGCCGGCUGCCGCGUGGUAGCGGCGGAGGUGGCCGCGUGCGAGCCGCUCCGCCUCGGGAUCCCUCACUGGCGCCGCCUCUCCUGCGCCGAGGACCUCUGGUGCGUCAAGCGACUCGCCGGAGAGUACGGCGAAGGCGGAGCUCUCGGCGACUGGACCAAAGCGCCGCCGCCGGCGUCCAUCUUCGUAGACCCCCGGGAAUUCUAAUCCCAUAACGUAACGGUGGACCCAGAACACGGGGGAUAUCCGUUAUGUAAAGCGACCCGAAACGACCUUUUACAUAACGCUUUUUUUUAAUAUAUUCUCUCUUUAGAUUAUGAUUGCAACGGUUGGGAAGGGGAGAGAAAGAUACACAUUCCAUGGAAAUGAAAAGAAAGAUCACAAAAGAAAGAUUUGAAAGAAAUACAACUUGUCCUUUUGUAAUCUAAUGUGAGGCGUUGAGGAGAUGUAAUCUUCUUUUUUUCUCCUUCCCUUUUUAAUCAUCAACUUUUGACAAGGGAUUUGGGUACAUGAUGUCUACAUAUCUUAUGG